This is a messenger RNA of Phasianus colchicus (ring-necked pheasant), 6320 nucleotides long. It is a transcript of the gene TMEM260, whose product is annotated as transmembrane protein 260. The record is from RefSeq and is a predicted model, not a curated record. NCBI's taxonomy places the organism in Eukaryota, Metazoa, Chordata, Aves, Galliformes, Phasianidae.
GAGGGGAAGGAAAACAUGACGAAUCGCUUCCCACUCCCCCCCCUAGUUGGCGCUGCAGUGGUGCGUUCCACCCGAAACCGGAAGCGGCCGCACAUGGGCGCGGGGAGCGGGAGCGAUGCGGCCGCUGCGGCCGCUGCCGGGGCUGUGGGUGCUGCUGUUGCGGCCGUGUAUGCGGGCACGCUGCCGCCCGGCCUGCCCGGCGGGGACGCGGGGGAGCUGAUCACAGCCGCAUAUGAGCUUGGAGUCGCCCACCCGCCCGGCUACCCGCUGUUCACGCUGCUGGCUGGGCUGGCCAUGAGGCUCCUGCCCAGUGGGGCCGCUGCGGGCCGUGUCAACCUGCUGUGUGCUGUGCUGGGAGCUGUGGCAGCUGCGCUGCUCUUCUACACCGUGCUCAGGCUUUCUGGCUCAUAUGCUGGAGGAAUCCUUGCUGCGGGGGUGUUUUCAUUUUCUCGUCUAACAUGGCAGUGGUCCAUCACGGCGGAGGUUUUUAGCUUAAACAAUCUGUUUGUGGGGCUGCUUAUGGCUCUUACCGUGCAUUUUGAGGAGGCAUCCACUGCAAAAGAGAGAUCAAAGAUCGCCAAGCUUGGUGCCUUUUGCUGCGGCCUCAGUUUGUGCAAUCAGCACACGAUAGUGCUUUAUAUUGCUUGUAUUGUACCUUGGGUUCUCUUCCUGCUCUUCAGAAAGACGGAAUUGUCCCUAGGCCAUUUGCUGAAGUUGGGUUUAUGCUUCUUGGCUGGUUUGCUGCCUUAUCUCUAUCUGCCGGCUUCGUCCUACCUCAAUCGAGCCCGUUGGACAUGGGGAGACCAGACGACUUUUCAAGGAUUUUUGACCCACUUUCUCAGGGAGGAAUAUGGGACAUUCAAUCUGGCCAAGUCCGAGACUGGAUCCAGUAUGAGAGAUAUGCUGGUCUUCCAGCUGGAGCAGAUGAGGUCGGAGCUGUCCCUUCCUGUCCUUGCCCUGGCAUUCAUGGCCUGUUUCAGCACAGCACUGCCGAUAAAGCAACAGAAAUCACCCGUGAUUUGUCUCUUCGCUGGAAUGCUCUGUGUUUAUUCACUCUUUUUUGCCUGGAGAGCAAAUUUGGAUGUUACAAAGCCUCUGUUUCUGGGAGUGGUGGAGCGGUUCUGGAUGCAGAGCAAUGUGGCUGUGGCUGUGCUGGCAGGGCUGGGGCUGGCUGCUCUCGUGUCCCUCGGAGGUGCUGUGCUGCAGGGCAGCCGGGUGCUGCCAUGGCUGGAGUGGCUUUGUGCUGGGGCUCUCGUUGCUGCUCGAGUUUGGGCCAACUAUAGUGAUUGUGAUCAGAGCAACAAUUACAUUGUUGAUAAGUUUGCAAGAAACCUGCUGUCCUCUAUGCCAAUGGGUGCAGUGAUUUUGCUAAGAGGAGACUUACCUGGGAACACCCUUCGUUACCUGCAUUAUGUUGAAGGAGUGAGGCCAGAUAUCACAUUAGUGGACCAAGAGAUGAUGACUUAUGAAUGGUAUUUACCCAAACUGGCAAAGCAUUUACCUGGUGUUCAUUUUCCUGGAAACCGUUGGAACCCUGUGGAAGGAAUAUUACCCGAUGGGAAACUUGCUUUUAAUCUCCACCGUUUCCUCAGAGCAAAUAAACAUAAAGAAGUGUUUGUCUGCAUAGGUCUUCAUGAAGGGGACUCAACCUGGAAGAGGAGUUACUCGCUUUGGCCAUGGGGUAUCUGUGAGAAAUUGGUUCCUUCUGAUGCUGUCUUUGACCCAGAGGAGUGGAUUCGUCUGACAAGAAAUCUCUAUAACUGGACUGAAGAAUAUGGGAGUUUCAAGCCCUCUUCCUGGGAAGCUGUCGCCAAUGAGGAGAUGUGGCAAGCCAGGAUGAAAACAGCUUUCUUUAUAUUUGGCCUUGCAGAAACUGCCAGUGUGCCUGCAGAAAUGAAAGCACAGCUGUACACGUUGGCAUACACUUCGUACAAAGAAAUUGUCAGCUCUCAUCCACAUCACCCAGUGAACUGGCACAAAAACUACGCGAUAGCCUGCGAGAGGAUGUUGCGUCUCCAUCGGGUGGGUGAGGACCCCGAGGCGUUGCUCUCCGAAACCGUUAAACAUUUCCUCCUCUACACCCAGAAAGCAGAGGAUGAUCCCCAGCGACAGGAUAUUCUACAGGCUGUGAAUCACCUCCAGAAGGAGCUGCAGGGGCUGAGGGAAAUGAAAGCUGAGCUGAAGCGGCAAGCUGGGUAGUGGCUGUUCCACUGUGCUCCUUCUGAGGUGCUGAGAAUUUUGAGGUCCAGAGCUUUGAGUUGGUCACGGACAAUGUGAGAAUGUUGGUAAAAGGUGACAAAAAGAGCAGAGGGCUCUUCAGGAACGUACUGUUGUUUGUUAUCUGAUUGCUGUUGCCGAAUGAACAGUUUGUAUGUGAGGAAAGCUCAUCACAAAAUAAAAUACGGUGUUUCAAGAAGAGUGUUUCCUCCUAAAGGCAGCACUGUGAAAAUCAUUUAGAUUUGUUUAUGGAUUCAUCAUCAUUUAUAGAUGCAAAAAUAUAUGUUUUGCCCUUAAACAUUGCUGCUGUUGUCGAGCAAAGAAUUUUACUAGAUUUUUCCAUCAGGACAAGCGUGCAGGAUGGAGCCCUUGCAGGAGCAUGACUGUGUGCUGUUUCAGGUGCCCUCCGUGCCCUGGCUGUGCCUUUGUGGUGCUGCCAAAAUGACCCCCAGGAAACAAAUGCAGCAACUGGCGUGGGGUGAUGGUGUUGGGUGGAGACAAACCCAGCUCACUGCAGGGAGGGCUGUUUUCAUUGCACUGGGAUUUUAUGCUGUGAUAGACUUCACUGCACUGGUUUUCCUGUAGCAAGUAAUUUAUGUUUUUCUUCAUAAACCAGUGUGAGUAUAUGCAGCAUCAUGGCAUCUCCUGUGCUGUGUGAGUCUGGGGUAGGGAGGCUGCGGUGCUGACAUCCAUCCUGCUUUCCAUUCUGCCCCAAAGGCCAAGGAGGACUCAGUUCCCAAGAGCUCAGCUUCAUAUUUUCCAAAAAAUGACAUGAAAUAGCUUGUCUUUCAAGGUUCUGUCAGUUAAUAUGUCUUACAAAGGCUUAAAACAGACACUGAGCUCUGGUGGUGUUACUGGAAGUGCAUGUUUGGCAAAAAGUUUUCAUACUUUGCUCCUCCAUCCUCUGAAAUCUCAGCACGGUGGUUUUAUGGGAGAGAAACUGCUGUCGGUCCUGGGUUGCAUUUGGGUUAGUAAACUUUUUGGAGAAGGCAGAAGUAUUUCUGUAAGGAUCACGUUACUGGGUGGCUCUGCUGGGAGCUUUGUGGGGAUGCUCCCUUGCAGAACUUGGUGUGUAGUUUGAGUGCUGGAUGUGCAGUGCUGUGCACACGUAUAGGUGCAGUUUUUGGUGCUUGUGUAGUUGCUGAACUUAACAGAUCUUUAAGAGAAGAUGGCUUUUGUUGGUCCCUCUAACUUGAGCACUAACUUGAGUGCUGUAUAUAUAUAAAAAUCAAACUGUUCUUUGGAUUCUUUUAUUUUUCUUUGUUUUUCUCCCUUUCAUCCCAGUUUAUUUUCACGGUAUGAUUUCCAUAGCGAUUCUCCCCUGUCCUUCUAUGAAACAAUUCCUGUCCGAGCAGCAGGUAAGAAAUGACCAAUGAAAAAGAAAAAUAAAACUCGGGCUUGUGAGUUGCAAAGGGGAGAGUGAAGAAGAGCGGUUCAGGGGUGUCUUUUUAACUCUUUGUGUUGUAAUUGACUACAUUUCAGGUCGACUGUGCCUCACUUAAAUCUCUUCCUUUUUGUCAGUUCCUGCAGAAGUGUUUGUACAGAGGGAGAGAAUGUCAUACAUUCCUCCAUGCAGCUUUCUCAAGGCUGACUUUCUUCUCACUUCUCAGAAUCAGUCCUUCAGGCUGACAGAAAAGCAUUAGGAAUCCAAUUUUUGAGUGCUUUUGUUACCUGCAUUAUUGAGAAUCCAUUCAAGCAACUAUAUUGAGCCAAGAGUUUUCUUUAUCUUGAUUCGAUGCCUCUCCUUAGCUGCAUAGUCUUGAAAUAAUUGGAAGCUUUUGUGAAUUCUACUAUCUGCUUGGGAGAAAAGAGGGGCUCUACAAAGGUAUGUAAGCCGCAGUCUGCUUCAAGUGAUGUAUCACAGUGUAUUGUAAAAAGCAGCAAUGCAAACUGCAAGCAGAACUUUCCCACCGGCCCAUGCAUUCCCAGGUGUGAGCAGCAGUGGAAGCGUUGAUGCUUUUUUUUAAGGAGCGAGACCAGAAAUGCUUGCAUCUGUGAGUGCUGCUACCGUCUGAAUUGCGUGCACGUGCGAACACGGGUGGCUGUGCUGGAUGCUCAGCUGGAAGGUAUCACCGAUGGCAGAUUGCAAAAGUGAAAACGUUUAACGGAGAAGGACGUGUGAGAUUUCCUCCUGCGAAUCUGUUCCAAUUAGAUUUGCUGGUGCUUUCAGACGAAGCCGUGUGUGUGUUAGUAAGCCCGUUUGCUGAAAGGCAGUGCUGAGGGAUGCUGGCAGAAGUUUAAUUUUUAUCAGCUCCUCUUAGGUGGCACCCCUAAGUUUAUCAAACAAGCAAAGCUGAUUUGCUCUUCGUUAGUCUCAGUUGCAUGCGUUGGUUGCCAAGUAAACAGGAUUUUGCAUUUUCCUAAUUGCUUUCAUAUUUGUGUUUUACCUCUAUUUGUUCUCUUGCAGAACCGGCCCUAAUAAUUAGUCAGACUCCUGCUGCCUAGACCUUAAAAAAAAAAAAAAAAAAAAAAAAAAGUGAAGGGGGGAGACUUCAGAGGGCUUUUUCUCCCUUAUAAAUUCAUUUUUGUUACAAGCAUCUUUUAUACAUAUUACUAAAGCGAGCGCACUAAGAAAUGCAAAUAAUAGUUCUUUAUUUUAUUAUGACAGUUAAUUAAUAGCAACCUGUUUUAAUGAAUAAAGUCACUCAGAGUCCUUCAGCACUUCCUAAGUAGAGGCCAGAAUCUGUAGGGAUUCUUUUUUCCCCCCCAUUGUAUAGCUCCUAGACUCCGUGCGCUAUAUAGGGCCUGUAUAGAAAUGCUCGCUAAUGAAGAGGGAGGGCGAGGAACUUGUCUGCAUUCAAAGAUCACUGGUGAGUCAUUCAGCGAGAAAAGGCCCCUUGCUAGGAAUAGUCACAGUUCCGCGGCAUUGUGCUAGCAAAAGGGUUUGAUCAAAGGUCUCCUGCGGAGCUUGCAUGGUUUCCUUUCAUACGACGACCAUAAUUAAAACCACUAAUUCUCUUUUAAAAUGCUGCAGGAUGCCAUGUAGGCAUCUGUCUGGAGUGUCCUUUGUGCUGUCGGGAGCUGUUAAGGACCAGCGCCGAGGGCUUUUCAGCGACAUGCCAGUCAGGAAGGUGAUUCGACACAAGGGUGCCUCUGAAGGCUUGACAGGGCCUUGACUACACAAUCCGCGCUGAAUUUGCCCCUUGUCAGCUGCCAGUAAAUAAAUCUCAAAGGGGGAAAAGCUGAAGUUUCAUUACCUGAUCCCCGGGGCUUUGUUGGUUUUGGCAUCGCCCAGGGGGAAGCCCUGGCCCUGCGGGGCUGGGGCUGGAGGUGGCCAUUGGGGCUGCGUUGGGCGCGGGGCCGUUUGAAGCCCGUCAAUACUUGUAACAGUUCAGCUGUUGGGAAGACAAAUAAAUGGAAGAGCCCAUUAAUCCCCUUUGGGUACCCGGUGCCUUUUGCCCUUUUAUCACAGCCUUAUUAGGUUGCUACUCAUCUUGAACCAGGAGGAAUGAAUUGAGGUUGUUGAGCGCUAAUUGGCAAAGACUUUUCAUCGUGGGCCAAGAACUUUCACUGACUUGAAAGUAACUUCGCCGUGGGGAGGAUCAGCGAAUUCUUGCCUUGCCAUUAAAACAAAACCCCCAAAUCCCAUCGUGAUUCAGCGCGGUCUUUAAAAAGAAAUAAAGGGAGGCAAUUGCUAAAUCGUCGGGCUUGGCCUCCGUCAAGAUGUUGGUAACUUAUAUUUGCUGCUGAAAGGAGAGUCGUGGAGCCGGAUGCUGAGCAGAGCGAUCCAUCCUGAAACACAGCUGAAAUCCCCGUGCCUCACAGCCGCACACAUCCAUUACCAAAACCUGCUCGAGAGGGUCUGUAGGGUGGCACAGGUAUUUGGGAUGGCUUGCAGCUGCUUGACCGUCAAGCAGAGUGAUGCUGAAGUUACAGCAGCCCAGGGGCAGCGCUGGCUGCCAUUGAUUCAUCCCUGGGUUUGGUGAGAAAUGAGUUAUAGCUAGGAUGUGCUUCAGGACGGAACCGUUUUUGUGUUCUUGUGUGAGUUGUUGUUUGCGUUGCUUUCGGUAAAUGCUGUGUCGAUUUGAAUGUACUUAAUGCCCUACUUCCCCGUCUUCCCCACUGCAGUUUCAAAACGAAUAAAACUCACCAGGUCAUGUAAA